Amoebophrya sp. A120 is the source of this 5805-nucleotide messenger RNA. NCBI's taxonomy places the organism in Eukaryota, Dinophyceae, Syndiniales, Amoebophryaceae. The record is from the annotation of a GenBank genome assembly.
AAAGGCACUAGUUCUUCUACUAGAGGGCCGGGAAUAUUAAAGAUGGAACAACAAAAAUCAUCUUCGCUAGCAGUGCAGCAUCAGCAACCCGGCGCGCCGUCACCUUCAACGUCCAGCUCGAGAUAUGUUAUUCCAGUCGCGGAGCGAGGAACCACAGCUCGGGAAGAAAGCACGGGACGCCGGGAAGCAAAAAAUGCAGGUCGUACUAUUGCGCCGGCGGGCCGAUCGGUAGACGAGGUCGCUGCCGCAAGGAAGGCUGAUGACAAUAUUAGAGAUGCUCCUCCUGAAAGAACAGAAAGUACAGGAGACCGAAUUGUACUUCUAGACGAGCAGCAAGAACUACUCCCGACGCCCCGGCGUCGCGGGCCCCGUGCGUCGCCGAGCUCGUUUGGCCCUCCAAUGGUUUCUCCAGGGACGACUAGGAACGAGGAAAUUAUAAGGAAGGCAGGAACUAUAACAGCACCAGCGCCAGGGGCCAGCGGUGGGAAAGGCAAAGCGCGACCAGUUGGGACCACUUCUACACCGGCGGUCCUGGUACGACCACAGACAGGAGCUGCAAACGCUCCUGUUCACCACGGCGGUGGACAACAAGCCCAGCCAGGCCCACCCGAACCUCCAGGAGCUAAAGGCAAUAAAAACGCCGAUCCGCCACAAUCGCCCGGGCCGGCGAACAAUAAUAACCCGCGCAAGCAGCGGAAUAAGCGGAAGCCGCCCUUUUGGCAGUACACACAAAAACACGUCGUCGUAGAGCAGCAGCGGAACAACAACAAGCGCCGGGUCCUCGGGCAUCAAGCAGUUGCUGGUGUCGCUUCUAUUACCCCGACGACGGCGGGUGAAAUUCAGGCGUCGCAAUACUUUUAAAGGACUUUCAAAAAACUUUGAAAAUUUUAAAUUUUCUUGGUCGCCCACAUGAAAAAAAAAUGCAGAAAGUUGCCCGCCGGCUUGGAAAAAAAAAAAUAGCCUCUUGGCAGUAUGUGGCAGGAAAAAAAAAGUCGGAAACGACGCGCAGACCCAAAAAAAAGCAGCAGGAGGAGGCUGCGUCUGGGUUUUCUUUUUUUGCUCUUUGGCCUCAUAGCAAAAGGACUGCUCUGCGCUUCAUGGGCGCGACAGAAAUCGCACACAUUUGGUGGGGAGCAUUUCACGCAAAGUCCCCCUGUCCCCUUCCAAAAAAAGAAAGGCGUCGCCCGGUAGUAAUUCGGCGAAAAAAAUGGCACGGCUGCGGCAGUGGUCUGGCGAAAUUUUUUGCAGCUACGCUUGGCGGCUUUUCGCAAUAUCAAGCGCCACAGUUACGGCGCGAAACGGGGCCGGCCCCGGGUCCGGCCGCCCAUUAUGGGCGGCCGGCACCGCGGGAUCCGUUUGUAAGUGGCUGCGUUUGGAAGCCGUGUAUGAAUGAAACGGAAAAAUUGCGUAGAGAAUACCAUGCGGCACGCGCCUCGCACCGGGGGCACGGUGGGAGUUGGUUCGCCCAAAUGGCGCGGUGUUCGGGACGGCCAAAGUGCCCGAAUCCGCUCGGGGAACGUGUUAAAAACGCAGCCAAUUCCCUGGCCCGAUUCUGCCUGCGGCCAGAAAAGUCGCGAGUUUUCCUGCUCAAAAGACUUUGAAAAAACUUUGGAAAGACUUUGGGAAAAGCGCCCGGAAGUGCGCGCUUUUUGAAAGCUUCGCCCUAUGGUAUGGCCAAUUUUGGCCAUGCAAAAACAGGAGCGCUUUUCAAAGUCUUUUCAAAGUCUUUUCAAAGUCUUUUCAAAGUCUUUUCGAAGUCUUUUCGAAGUCUUUUCGAAGUCUUUUCCAAAGUCUUUUCCAAAGUCUUUUCAAAGUCUUUUCGAAGUCUUUUCCAAAGUCUUUUCAAAGUCUUUUCGAAGUCUUUUGAAAGUCUUGCGUCUGACUUUGGCGAGGCGGCCGGACCUCAGACUUUGGCACGGGAAGUUGGGCCAUACCGUGGGGAUUCGGCCAGUCGGCCGGGUCAAAAAGAGACAAAGAAGGCCAAUUUUGGCCAUUUGUGUGUUGCCAUGCCCCCGGGGCUGCGCGCGUGCCGCAUGGUAUUCUGGGCACCAAAUUCGCGGCGCCGCGAAGUUGGAAGGCGGCGCGGCGCAUGUGACACAUGGGGGGCCGCAGUACCACCGGCGCUGCGCGCGUGCCGCCUGGGUAUCUGGCCGCAUCUUUCCUAGCGCCGCCUCCGAAGCGGAAGCAGCUUACGGCGCCGCGAAGUUGGGGGCAUGUGACACACGGGGCGCCGUAGUGCCGCCGGCGCGGCAUGCGUGCCGCAUUACAAUCUGGCAGCGUUUUUCCUUCUGCCUAUGCCACGCCCCAAGUGGGCCCACUGCUUUAACGCGCCGCGCAGUCCUCUACUACAGCAACAAAUGGCGACGAAACUCCGCGCGCCCUUUCGCCCUCGCUGUGUUUUUUUCUUGAUGUUGGAAAGGGCCGCGCCCAGCAACGCGCCGGGGGCGCAGCCUCUUACCUAGCGCGCCACCCGGGCAACGGGAAGCGCGGUGGGGCAGCGACAGGGCAUGGGGCAACCAAAAGAAGGGCGCCAGCAUGUGGCGCGCGGCCCGCAAGCAAAAGUUUUAUAAUAGUUCUGCCCAAGUAUUUCGGCCGGAGGAAACACCUGGGCGUCGUAGGUGUAAUUCUACCACAGAAACCAAGUACGUCAUCCCCGGCAUUGGGAACACAUUCGCCCGGAAGCGGAAAAAAGGGAAGAAACGAACCGCAGACCUGGCACUCACAGAUCCUGCGGUGUUGUUUCCUCUAAAUGCCGCGAAGUACGCAGGCCCGCUGUCUCUGACGGCGUUGGAGGAAAUGAACAUGCUGGGUGCUGUAUCCUGAGUAAAAACGUACCCACCCCAGAGUUGUCAUGCAGAUUUGCCAUGACAGGAACAUUUGUGAUGCGCAACCCCAUGACAGGCAUUUUCAAUCGUGUUUGGGAGCUUGUAAUGCUGUAAACAGGAUCAGAAGGUCGAUUUGUGAUGCGGCUUUCCUUGCUAACUUGCACUACCUUACGGACUGAAACUUGUCAUGCGUGACUCACAAAACUCCUAGGUUUGUGUUGCAAAAUCCCCAUCCUGACUCUGGUGUGGGUACGUUUUUACUCAGGAUAUGCUGGUGGAGCUGGUGAAAAUAAAGCAGGUCGCGGUGCGCGACCAGGUGCAGCUGGUCAGAACAAGCAAAAGAAAAGUAAGCCCCUGGCCACCAAGGAGAUUACGCGCGACACGAAGAAGAUGUUAUGAACUGCAAAAGUAUCGUACUCGUAUAAAUGCAUUACAAAUUUCCUCAGCGUCAGAAAGAAAAUUUGUAAUGCGGAUUUCCCUUGGCCUUGACCUUGAGAAAAAAAUUUGUAAUGCAUGACUGCGAUUACUACGAGUGCGAUAUUUUUGCAAUGCAUAGAUGUUUUGCUAUGGCAACUUCGACACGAACUACAAGCAUCGGCGGGAUCGGUUCCAGACGAUCGAUGUGCGGAUUCUAGUUCUCCUGAAAUACCUCCAGCUUCCGACAACGACCCAUUACACGGGCGACGUGUUUUUCGGCAAAAAAGUUCUCGAUAUUGGCUGCAACACCGGGACGGUUGCGUUCGCACUGUCCGCUUUCUGCAACGCCAAGCAGGUUGUUAUGGCGUUCUCAAAUCAGUUACAUUCUCAAGUGUUACACGAAUUUGUAAUGGAAGAACAGCAUCAGUCAAAGGGGCAAGCUUGCUGCUUUCGCAUCACAGAUUUGGCACAGAUUUCGAUGCUGUUUAGCCUCUCGGAGAUUUGUCAUGCGAAGCAGCGUGAUCACCUGGCGUCUUCAGGUAGUCUUGCAUGACAAAUUCGUGUAACAGUUGUGAAUGGAACGUUUGAGAGCUCCAUAGUUGUGGGGGUGGACGUGGACAUGAACUGCACAAAAAUCGCUCUGAAGCACUUGCGGAAAAUCAAAGCCGACGGCGUGGAGUUUUUCAACCAUCCUGAGGCGAACCAGAGUGUGGAUUUGUUUUCCGUCAGGGACAACAAAAUGGAAGUAGUUGGAGCUAAUGAUGAAGAUGGUGAGCCACUUGAUCAUGAUCAUGCAGAAGACCAGCGGCAAAAGAACACUGUAUCAGCACCAGCAUCACCUCCAGCUCCAGCUGCGCCUCCGCCUCUAAUCGAAAUUCCAACCAUCGCGUCGGUGAGGUACGUGCCACCAGAACCUCCGGAGAACGCAGACAACAAAUCCGCUGGAGAUGUUGAUUUACUAACAUCGGGUCAGCCGUCUGCCGUCGCUGCCACGGCACAGCAGCUCGCUGCCGCGCGGAAGCAGAUAGAGGAGGCCUUUGCACAAGCCAUUGGAGGUGCUGCGGGAGGUGCAGCUAGUUCUUCUACUGGAGGUGGUGCGACGUCGUCCUCUUCCACUGGACGGCGACCGAAAACAAACAAGAAUAGCACAAUCCGUUUUACUUCUACUGCAACGCACCUUGUUCCCUUCCACACGCCUUCUGCGCGGGAGGACGCAACCCAGUUCGCAGAUGUUCUGGUGCAGAAUCGCAGUGUGAUUCCCUACGUCACCAAGCCGUACUUGAUGCGAGAGGAGCCCCCGCUGAUUCGGAAAAAAUCGGACUUUGACUUCCCCUACAACCUGCAAUUUUCUACCGAAGAUUUUCUCGCCCCACGCAGUCUCGUCUUUGCCCAGGCCCUGGCGACGCGGACGACCGUUGUCCGGGCGCAGCGACAGUCGGGUGAAGGACGAGUGGGCGGUCGUGGGAACGCGACCAUGCAGCGACUUUCCCCUCGCUUUGCAGAUCAACAAAGUGCUGGCGCAGCUGAUGCUCUAGUUCAACAUCCUGCUAGGGCUAGUGUUGGCGGUGGUAGUGCAGUAAAGAACGUUCAACCUCCUGUUGAAGGGAACCGAACUCCGCGAACGCCGCAACAAGGUCGGGCUGGACAAACACCAGGCACCCCCAGAAGUGGUCCACGGAAUGAUUUGUUCCGCAACAGCACCGCAGCAGGCGUUCCGGCUGAGCAAGGAGCGCAGAACCUCCUGCAACGACCCCCAACUACACCAACUGGAAAAAACUACCAAUCAGGACCUACUUUGUCGAAACAUUUUCAUUCACCACGUGCUCUCCACACGACGACCACGAAAGUGGAAACGAACUUGUUCGAUACGGUGCUGCUUUUCUCCGUCACAAAAUGGAUCCACAUGAAUUGUGGGGACAGGGGGAUAGAAUUGCUCUUCGACCGGUGUUGGGAAGUCUUGAAACCCAACGGCGUCUUAAUUCUCGAGUACCACCCGUGGCAGGAGUACGCGACGCCCGAUCCAAAGCAGGGGGGGAGAAGUACGACGACCGGCGCUGCGGGGGAAAAUAAAUACAAUGAGAAGUCUCAGCACCGGAAGCGGAAGCACGCGUCCGAUUUUAUGCAGCAGAACGUGCUGGAAUUGAAGCACCGACCGGAAAAUUUCCGUCAGCUGCUCUGUCAGAACGGCCGGUUUGGCAACGUGCAGGUGAUACACAAAGACCGGUUUCCGGCGUUGCGACGGACGCUGUAUUUGUUCACGAAAUAUAGCAAGAGCACGACGACGAGUGGUGGGAACAAUAAAACGAAGAUGGACCGCGAUUAUCAAAGGGAAGAUGUUGACCCUGCCCAUCCCGCCCCGAAAGUAGAAGAUCCUGCGGGAAGAAGAAAAUCCGCUGAUCUCGUCGUCGUGACAGACGGAAAUGAAGGAGAAAACAAAGAAGGAACUGCGCACAGAAGGUGGACAUCUGGAUCUGGCCAACACCAACAGGAUGAACAGCGAGCACUGAAGCGAACAAAGGUCUGACGCAAGUGACAGUGAAUACCCGCCAUUUAUCUUCAUCGC